This is a messenger RNA of Oncorhynchus nerka (sockeye salmon), 1800 nucleotides long. Its product is annotated as trace amine-associated receptor 1-like. Lineage: Eukaryota; Metazoa; Chordata; Actinopteri; Salmoniformes; Salmonidae. The transcript has a single exon. Bases 404 to 1429 code for a protein of 341 amino acids. Gene Ontology annotation, molecular function: neurotransmitter receptor activity; trace-amine receptor activity; G protein-coupled serotonin receptor activity. Gene Ontology annotation, cellular component: plasma membrane; dendrite. Gene Ontology annotation, biological process: G protein-coupled receptor signaling pathway, coupled to cyclic nucleotide second messenger; chemical synaptic transmission. The record is from RefSeq and is a predicted model, not a curated record.
UCAUUAUGGUAAUAGACUACAGGUACAAAAGCACAAGAGUCAAGUUCACAUUUGCAUCACAUUGCGACCAGAGAAAAAUGGUUUACAUGUGAUACAUCACCAUCUGCAUGGCUGAGAGGUAAGGUAUGCUGAACUGAACGGAAACAUUUAUUAACUAUCUUUUGAAAUGGCAAAACACUUCCCUUUCGGUAUUUGUAGUAAUGUUUCCAACGAAUAUGCAAAAGUCAUUUUAAUACAUUUUAUCAAGUGACAAAAAUACAGUACUUGAAUUUGUUUAAUUAAAUCACCCAACAUAAUGUAAUAAUUUCCAACUAAUAUUCUGUAAUUGAUGUUUACAUCUAUAGUAAUAAUGUGACAAUAAUGUAUCUCUCGUAUUUCAGAUAAGAUUCUUUCAACCACGACCAUGGAACGAGGAAUCAGUCUCAGCAAGGCUGAUAUUGUUGAGAAUAUAUUUCUAUGUUUUGAGUCAGUGAAUGGGUCUUGCAAAAGAUCAAUCUUUCCUCCAACAAUACGAGUAUUACUUUAUCUCUUACUUGGCUCAAUGUCUGUUCUCACAGUGUGUGGCAACCUUCUUGUAAUCAUCCCCAUCAUUCACUUCAAACAGCUCCACACCCCAACCAACUACCUCAUCCUCUCUCUGGCUGUGUCAGACCUUCUCUUGGGGGUUUUAGUGAUGCCUCCCAGAAUGGUAUACUCAGUGGAAAGCUGCUGGUAUUUUGGAGAUUUAUUCUGUCAAAUCUACACCAGCACUGAUGUUAUGUUGUGCAAUACAUCCAUUCUUAACUUGUGUUUUAUUUCUAUUGAUAGGUAUUAUGCAGUGUGUCGCCCUCUCCUUUAUAGAACUAAAAUAACUGUUCAUGUUGUUCUGAUUAUGAUGCUGGUCACCUGGACGGUUUCUGCCGUUGUAGGGUUUUGUAUGAUAUUUCUGGAGCUCAAUAUUUGGGGCAUGGAGGAUUUUUACUAUAAUAAUGUUGCCUGUGAGGGAGGAUGUAUUUUGUUUCAAAACAAAGUGUCGAGUAUUGUGGCUUCGGUGAUCUCAUUCUACAUCCCAGGAGUAGGGAUGCUUAGCAUCUACCUAAAGAUUUUCCUAAUAGCACAGAGACAGGCACGCUCAAUUCAGGGUACAACCAAUCAGAACUCAGUAGGCAAAUCACAGAGGAAGGCCACCAAAACACUUGCUAUCAUUAUGGGGGUAUUUCUAUCAUUCUGGACACCCUUUUUUGUUGUCAACUGCAUUGAUCCUUUUAUUAGUUACUCUACCCCACCCGUUUUGUUUGAAACACUUGUAUGGAUUGGCUAUUUGAAUUCAACAAUUAAUCCCAUGGUGUAUGCAUUCUUUUACAGUUGGUUCAGGAGGGCGUUUAGAAUUAUAAUUUCUGGUCAAAUAUUUCAACCUGACUCUUCAGAAAUACAAUUGUUUUCAGAAUAAAUACAGUGAGCUCCAAAAGUACUGAGACAAUGACACAUUUUUGUUUGUUUUGGCUCUGUUCUCCGGCACUUUGGAUUUUAAUUGAUACAUUGACUAUGAGGUUAAAGUGCAGACCGACUUAUUUCAUUUGAAGGUAUUACACAUUUGUACAUAGUCUUUUGUACAUAGUCCCCCCAUUUUAGGGGACCAAAGUAUUGGGACGAAUUCACUUAUAUGUGUAUUAAAUUAAGGUUUUUUGUCCCACAUUCAUUGCACGCAACAGUGACUACAUCCAGCUUGGGACUCUACACACUCUUAUCAAUAGAAAUGAAUAGUAAAUAAUGUAUUGUGUAAUUUUGGAGUCACUUUUACAGGAAGUAAGAAUAGAACAC